This is a messenger RNA of Parnassius mnemosyne (clouded apollo), 996 nucleotides long. The record is from the annotation of a GenBank genome assembly. NCBI's taxonomy places the organism in Eukaryota, Metazoa, Arthropoda, Insecta, Lepidoptera, Papilionidae.
UUGGAUUUGUUUGCACUACCGUCUACACAAACUAGCAUUGAAAAUGGAUUGUGGAUUCAUUAUAAACCAAUUUCAUCUCUUGGUGAUGAUGGACCUAUCGAGUUUCAAGUUCCUGGGACCGGCGAUGACUACAUAGAUUUGUCUCAUACAUUACUCCACAUAAAGGCAAAAGUAUUAAAUCAAGAUUCAACUAACUUGGUAUCUACUACAAUAGUAGCACCUGUAAAUAAUUGGCUGCAUUCACUUUUUAGUCAACUUGAUGUUUAUUUAAACCAAAAACUUGUAUCACCACCUAAUAAUACCUAUGCAUAUCGAGCAUACAUGGAAACCCUUUUAAACUAUGCCCCUGCUGCUAAACAAUCUCAUCUUACUUGUAGUCUUUGGUAUGAGGAUACAGCAGGAAAAAUGGAUUCUACAGAUGGUAAAAACAUAGGAUUUGUUAAAAGACAGGAAUUGAUUAGUGAAAGUAAGGAAAUAGAAAUGAUUGGUGUUCAAGGAAAAACUCUUGAUAAUAUAUUUUUAGGACAGGUACCGAAAAGAUGUAUAAUUGGAUUUGUGAACAAUUCUGCAUUUAAUGGUUCCCUUACUAAAAAUCCAUUUAACUUUGAAAACUAUGGUAUUAAUUCUUUCAGCUUAUAUAUUGAUGGUCAACAAAUACCUUCAAAAGCUUUGCAACCAUCUUUUAAUAAUAGCAUAUUUACAUCAGCAUAUCAUACUCUAUUCUCGGGAACUGGUAUUCACUUUCUUAAUGAAGGAAAUGGAAUCUCUUGUGAACAGUAUGGCAAAGGUUACUGUCUAUCAGCAUUUGACUUAACUCCUGAUUUAUCAGCUAACUCAUCAACUCAUUGGAAUCUCAUAAAGCAUGGUAGUGUAAGAAUAGAAGUACGAUUUGAAUCCUCAUUAAUACAAACAAUUAACUGUAUAGUUUAUGCUGAGUUUGAUAAUAUUAUUGAGAUAGAUAAAAACAGAAAUGUUACUGUAGACUAUAGUAGUUAA